AUAUACUCCAUUGGUAAUAUUGCAAGAGAGUACUGACAGCAUUAACCAUGGCUCCUAAAAAGAUGCCUCCAAAGAAGGGAGGAGAUGGACCAAAACAGCCCCCCCUGAUUGGACGUUUCGGGACUUCCUUGAAAAUUGGAAUCGUUGGGUUACCAAAUGUAGGAAAGUCAACGUUCUUCAAUGUUCUUACAAAGAGUGAGGCAGCGGCUGAGAAUUUUCCCUUUUGCACCAUUGACCCAAAUGAGAGCCGUGUGCCCAUUCCAGAUGAGCGCUUUGACUUCCUCUCCCAGUACCAUAAACCAGCCAGUAAGGUUCCGGCGUUUCUGAACGUGGUGGAUAUUGCUGGCUUGGUGAAAGGUGCUCACGCAGGCCAGGGUUUGGGUAACGCCUUCCUCUCUCACAUCAGUGCCUGUGAUGCCAUCUUUCACAUGACACGACUGCUUCCAGAUUGUGAUUGUCAAGAAAUCAAUUCUCCGGUGUCAUCACUCCAGUUGGCGAAGAUCAAAGAGUGGGUUGACAUUCAUGAUCCAGGUGCGCUGGUCAUCCCGUUCAGUGGGGGAUUUGAGAGCAAGUAUCAGGAUAUGACUGAUGAAGAGAAACAGAAAUAUUGUGAGGAGAACAAAACACAGAGUGUUCUGACUAAGAUCAUCAAGAGUGGGUAUGCAGCCCUGCAGCUGGAGUACUUCUUCACAGCAGGACCCGACGAAGUCCGUGCAUGGACCAUCAGGAAAGGCACCAAGGCCCCGCAAGCAGCUGGAAAGAUCCACACAGACUUUGAAAAAGGCUUCAUCAUGGCCGAAGUCAUGAAGUUUGCAGACUUUAAGGAGGAAGGCAAUGAAAACGCAGUUAAAGCUGCAGGGAAAUACAGACAACAGGGGCGGAACUACAUUGUAGAAGAUGGUGACAUCAUCUUCUUCAAAUUCAACACACCUAAUCAGCCCAAAAAGAAGUGAAGCCAGUUGGAUGGACAGUACUGUCUAUGGCACAUGCUCAGUCUCUUCAUUUAUGGCUUUGGAACAUUUAAAACACAAUCGCACCUUAGUGGUGUAUUAAGUACAUUUUUUAUUUUAUUAUUUUGGCUGAUGGCUGAAAUUAAUGAAAUGGCUGGUCUGCUUACAAAAGCUGCAUGUCACACAGCAGUUUAUUCUAAUAAAACACUUCCUCAGACCAAAGUGUUUUCUGUUGAAGGUUCUUUCCCAAUUGUCUAGAUGUUUC
Sinocyclocheilus rhinocerous is the source of this 1215-nucleotide messenger RNA. RefSeq names its product obg-like ATPase 1. The record is from RefSeq and is a predicted model, not a curated record. Lineage: Eukaryota; Metazoa; Chordata; Actinopteri; Cypriniformes; Cyprinidae. The transcript is spliced from 9 exons. Gene Ontology annotation, cellular component: cytoplasm. Gene Ontology annotation, molecular function: ATP hydrolysis activity; GTP binding. Bases 48 to 953 code for a protein of 301 amino acids.